AGCUAGAGCUGACAUUUUGAUUGACAGGGAGAUGAGCGAAUAACAUAACCGAAUAUGCUUUUGGACGUUUCCUUGAUGACACGGUCAACAAUAUGGCGCCGUCCAUGGAUGACAGAAGUGCAUCAUCUGCUUGUUGAUGUGUAUUUUCGUUUAAAUGUUUUAUAUGUUUGCAAGUACAUUUAACAAACCGUGAGGCAGCGUCGGUUUCUGAAUUGGCAGUUCAUCUCUAUCGUGCUCGUCAGUUGACUUGAAACCAUUAAGGACCUGUGUUCAUCGCCUGAACAGCAGCCAUGUCUGGGCCAAAUGUCUGGAGUCGCACUCGAGAGAAAAUUAGACAUUUCCCCGAACUUUUCGCACAGUGUGCAGGAGAGGCAGCAGGGUAUGGGAAGUGUGUUGCAGCUACCACAACAGGCAGACAGGAGCUGAGGAAGGACCUGUGCGCCAAGGAAUUUGAAGCACUGAAGACCUGCUUUACAAAUGCAGUACGUGAUAAGGCCAAGAAAAGAGCCAAAUGAAAGAAAACUGUCAUGGCUCUGUUGGAGCGGACCUACCUGGACCGUCAAAUCAGCUGUUCAUUGCUGAGAGAGAAGACAUGAAGUUUCAAGUGUUGAUUGACUUGUAGUGCUGAACGAAUAUUAGUUUAUCUUGAUGAUAACAUAGCCCUUCUUCUACUUGGCACUGUGAAUGAACUGAAUGUGUUUGGUGUGUUUAAAAUUCACAGACACCUUUUCAUGACUUUGUUUAAUAUGCAAGACUGAUACAGUUCUGUAAUAUACAGAGGCGAAUAAAACAUUGCUGAUAGUCAUUAUAGUCUGAACACAAACCAACAGUGAUGUAAGUCAGAGAUGUUCUUAUCAGCAAAAUGUACAGAAAUGCAAUGCACAUAGAAAAAUAGUCAUUAAAAUAGCCUUUUGUACAAAACAAA
Micropterus dolomieu (smallmouth bass) is the source of this 925-nucleotide messenger RNA. It is a transcript of the gene ndufaf8, whose product is annotated as NADH:ubiquinone oxidoreductase complex assembly factor 8. Gene Ontology annotation, cellular component: mitochondrion. The record is from RefSeq and is a predicted model, not a curated record. NCBI's taxonomy places the organism in Eukaryota, Metazoa, Chordata, Actinopteri, Centrarchiformes, Centrarchidae. The transcript is spliced from 3 exons. Bases 291 to 515 code for a protein of 74 amino acids. Gene Ontology annotation, biological process: mitochondrial respiratory chain complex I assembly.